This is a messenger RNA of Miniopterus natalensis, 2839 nucleotides long. RefSeq names its product fatty acid desaturase 2 (gene FADS2). Gene Ontology annotation, molecular function: oxidoreductase activity, acting on paired donors, with oxidation of a pair of donors resulting in the reduction of molecular oxygen to two molecules of water. Gene Ontology annotation, cellular component: membrane. The record is from RefSeq and is a predicted model, not a curated record. Lineage: Eukaryota; Metazoa; Chordata; Mammalia; Chiroptera; Miniopteridae. Gene Ontology annotation, biological process: lipid metabolic process.
AUGGGAAAGGGGGGGAACCAGGGCGAGGGGGCCGCCGAGCGCGAGGCGCCGAUGCCCACCUUCAGCUGGGAGGAGAUUCAGAAGCACAACCUGCGCACCGACAAGUGGCUCGUCAUCGACCGCAAGGUCUACAACAUCACCAAAUGGUGCAGCCGGCACCCGGGGGGCCACCGGGUCAUCGGGCACUACGCGGGGGAAGAUGCUACGGAUGCCUUCCGCGCCUUCCACCGUGACCUUGAUUUUGUGCGCAAGUUCUUGAAGCCCCUGCUGAUCGGUGAGCUGGCCCCGGAGGAGCCCAGCCAGGACCGGGGCAAGAGUCUGCAGAUCACCGAGGACUUCCGGGCCCUGAGGAAGGCGGCCGAGGACCUAAACCUGUUCAAGAGCAAUCACCUUUUCUUCCUGCUCCUCCUGGCCCACAUCGUCGCCAUGGAGAGCGUGGCAUGGCUCACCCUCUUGUACUUCGGAAACGGCUGGGUCCCAACCCUCAUCGUGGCCUUUGUCCUUGCUACCUCUCAGGCCCAAGCUGGAUGGCUGCAACACGAUUAUGGCCACCUCUCCGUCUACAAGAAAUCCACGUGGAACCACAUCGUCCACAAGUUCAUCAUUGGCCACUUAAAGGGUGCCUCUGCCAACUGGUGGAACCACCGCCACUUCCAGCAUCACGCCAAGCCCAACAUCUUCCAGAAGGAUCCAGAUGUGAACAUGCUGCAUGUGUUCGUCCUGGGCGAAUGGCAGCCCAUUGAGUAUGGCAAGAAGAAGCUGAAAUAUCUGCCCUACAACCACCAGCACGAGUACUUCUUCCUGAUUGGGCCACCGCUGCUCAUCCCCAUGUACUUCCAGUACCAGAUCAUCAUGACCAUGAUCGUCCGCAAAGACUGGGUGGACCUGGCCUGGGCCAUCAGCUACUACGCCCGUUUCUUCCUCACCUACACUCCGUUCUACGGCGUCCUCGGAGCCACCCUCUUCCUCAACUUCAUCAGGUUCCUGGAGAGCCACUGGUUUGUAUGGGUCACGCAGAUGAAUCACAUCGUCAUGGAGAUUGACCGAGAGCCCUACCGGGACUGGUUCAGCAGCCAGCUGGCAGCCACCUGCAACGUGGAGCAGUCCUUCUUCAAUGACUGGUUCAGCGGUCACCUCAACUUCCAGAUUGAGCACCACCUGUUCCCUACCAUGCCCCGGCACAACUUCCACAAGAUCGCCCCGCUGGUGAAGUCUCUGUGCGCCAAGCAUGGCAUCCAGUACCAGGAGAAGCCGCUGCUUAGGGCCUUGCAGGACAUCGUCCGGUCCCUGAAGAAGUCUGGGGAGCUAUGGCUGGAUGCCUACCUCCACAAAUGAAGCUGCAGCCCUCGGGGGCCCAUAGGGACGGGGGAGCAAGUUGGGAUGGAUGACAGCCAGAGGGAGGGGUGGGUUUUUGUUCUGAGAGGUGUCCAUGAGGCUGGGGUACAUGCCAGCUCACAGACCCCAUUUUUGGUCUUGCUCCUGUUUUCCUCUCCAUGUUCCCUUUACUUCUACUUCGCUCUCAGUCAGUCCCCCUGGGAGCAGAGAGAGAGGAGGCUGCAGACCUGCCUCCACCCUCUGUCCCUGCACAUCUGCCAGACGUCUGUCCACAGACACACCUGCCCCCUGCAGCCUGGCCUUCGGGCUUCACACUCCUGCCACCCUCCCUCAGCUACUCUUGGGGUGUGUGGGCUGGGUCCAGUCAGGCGGCGAGAUGGCCCCCUGACCCCCUGACCCUGCAGGCCAGCUCCACGCUCUGACAGCACCCACAGUCUGCCCUUUUGUAGGGAGAUGCCUAGUGAUUCUAGGCUGCGGCCUGCUCAGGCCUUGGGCCCAGGAAAAUGUCCUCGCCCCACUGGAGCCCUCUGGCCAGGGCUUGAGCACUUUGUCCCACCACCUUCCACCCUCCUCCCACCUCCAGAGCCUGGGACCUGGGGUCCAAGGAGGCAGACCCGCAGGUGGCUCUGCAGAGGUUGGGGGCCCGGUCAGGGGGCCUAGUCACUCAGUCCCAUCCCCCACCCCGUUCAGAUGUUUGUCCUAGUUGGUAGGCCUCAGAUUCUGUAGCACUCAGACAGACCCUUCUCCAAAGUGCUGUGACCCGCCAGGCAGCCGCACUGGGGCUGCCGGGUGGACAGGCUCUCACUGUCUUCCACUCUGUCGUGUCUACUGGUUUUUUAACCUUUUGCCACAGGAUACAUUCUGCCAGAGUGGCAUUGGGGCUUGGUGUUGUGACAAUCUGCUUCUUACCACCUGCCCCUCAACGCCAGUGGGCUGAGCGCGGCUCACUCACUGAGGCCAUGGUGGCCCCCACUGUCACUGUCAGGGCCACCACUGUUGGGAGGGCAGUGGGGCAGAGAAGGAGGGAGCCCCAGGGGAGGUGACUGUGAGGAGCUGGGUGGUUGGGGGCACCUAACAAGCGAGGGCAACGUGAGAAGUGCGACCAGGAAGAGUUUGGGGCUGGAAGCCUGAGCCGAGGGGACAGGAGAGUGAGGAGUAGGAGCUGAGCCCGCCACCCUGGGGGCGUCCAGAGCUGCUGCAUUUGGAAACCUAACCCACUAACCAGUACUUAGCUUUGGGGCAGGAACAAAUUCAGAGUGGGCCUUGGGGAGGGCAUCUCAGCCCCCAGUGCUGGACAUCCCAGAGGGACUGGUAUCUAGUAUGACAGGCCUUCGAGCUGCCUUGGCCCUGCCUGAGGCCCUGCUGCAGAAAUUACAGAGGCCCAAGGAGCUGCUGUCCCUCCCUAGGCCAAUGGAUCCAUAGGGAACUGAUCUUAAUUUUUAUCAUGUUGCUCCCCCAGCCCUACAUUUUUUGGAAAUAAAAGAGGUAAUUUUAUUCUCACUUC